Messenger RNA from Taeniopygia guttata (zebra finch), 693 nucleotides. RefSeq names its product phosphatidylinositol glycan anchor biosynthesis class Y (gene PIGY). Gene Ontology annotation, cellular component: glycosylphosphatidylinositol-N-acetylglucosaminyltransferase (GPI-GnT) complex. Gene Ontology annotation, biological process: GPI anchor biosynthetic process. The record is from RefSeq and is a predicted model, not a curated record. NCBI's taxonomy places the organism in Eukaryota, Metazoa, Chordata, Aves, Passeriformes, Estrildidae.
CGAGGAGCUGGGCAUCGCGUACCCCAUCAUCGACGGCAUCCCGAACAUGGUUCCGGAGGCGGCCCGGAGGACGCACAAGAAGCCGCCGGCCGAGGGCCCGGAGCAGCCGUGAGGAGCCGCCGGGCACGGCACUCACCCGGCCUGAUGGCCGGAGCAGGGCUGCUGCCCUCCCUGCCCACGCUGACUGUCCUCGUUCCCCUCCUGUCCCUGGCAGGCCUGUUCUACUCGGCCAGCGUGGACGAAAACUUCCCCCAGGGCUGCACCAGCACCACCAGCGUGUGUUUCUACAGUCUCCUCCUUCCUGUUACAGUACCAGUUUAUGUGUUCUUUCACCUCUGGACCUGGAUGGGGAUUAAGCUUUUUAGGCACAACUAGUGCAGUGCCUUUGCUAACCCCGGGUUUCUCUAAAUUAAUGUAAUUUGUUUAAUCUCAUCGAGUAUUGCAGUUCAUUUUGAGAGUUUCCUUCUGGUACUAGGGACUGGCAUUUUCCUGGUAGGAUCUGGAACUGUAGGAAGCAGCAGCCCAUUGUUAACUACUGCUAAUGCACAUGAAGAGUAGGAGUAAUAAGAUGCACUAAUUCCCUCUGUUUUAUCCCUUCAAGAGUGCUGUGUGUUUGUAGUGGGACUAAUUAGAACCUUAGUUUUCAUGAGGAAGAACUGUACCCUGACUGAAUAAAAUAAAUUAAAAUUAAAA